GUCACCGAAACAUGAUGGACGUGGAGAGGGGGGUGGGUCUCUGGGAGUCACGUGACCUGGCCGCAAAGCGGCGGAAGGGGAGCCGGUCAAAAUGGCGAAGGUCUCGGAGAUGUACGAUGUGACAUGGGAAGAAAUGCGAGAUAAAAUGAGAAAGUGGAGGGAAGAGAACUAUCGGAACAGUGAGCAAAUAGUGGAAGUUGGAGAAGAGUUAAUUAACGAAUACGCAGCUAAGCUUGGUGAUGACAUUUGGAUAAUAUAUGAACAGGUGAUGAUUGCUGCAUUGGACUGCAGCCGGGAUGACUUGGCGGUGUUUUGUCUUCAAGAACUAAGACGGCAAUUCCCUGGGAGCCACCGAGUUAAGCGGUUAACUGGCAUGAGAUUUGAAGCCAUGGAAAGGUAUGAUGAUGCAAUCCAGCUGUAUGAUCGGAUUUUACAAGAAGAUUCAACUAAUACUGCGGCAAGAAAGCGCAAAAUUGCCAUUCGAAAAGCCCAAGGGAAAAAUGCUGAAGCCAUCCGAGAGCUGAACGAGUAUCUGGAACAAUUUGUUGGCGACCAAGAAGCCUGGCAUGAACUUGCAGAACUUUACAUCAAUGAACAUGACUAUGCAAAAGCAGCCUUUUGCUUGGAGGAGCUCAUGAUGACUAACCCUCAUAACCACUUAUAUUGCCAGCAGUUUGCAGAGGUUAAAUAUACACAAGGAGGUCUUGAAAACCUUGAAUUGUCAAGAAAAUACUUUUCACAAGCAUUGAAGCUGAACAACCGAAAUAUGAGAGCGUUGUUUGGACUUUACAUGUCUGCCAGCCACAUUGCUUCAAAUUCCAAGGCAAGUGCAAAAAUGAAAAAGGACAAUAUGAAGUAUGCUAGUUGGGCUGCAAACCAAAUCAAUAGAGCUUACCAGUAUGCUGGUCGCAGUAAGAAAGAAAACAAGUACUCUUUGAAAGCUGUAGAAGACAUGUUGGAAGCCCUGCAAAUCACCCAGUCUUAAGCCAUAAUAAACCUGUCCAGGAAGCAGAUUCCUUUUUCUAACUCUGCAUCUUACCUCCAGUCAUCUAAAACUUAUGUUAAUUUUAAAUUGCUAACUGUGUUAAUAGUGGUUUGUGAAAGUGACUAUCUUAAAUAAUAUGUUUUAUAAAGAUAUGAUUCCUAUUUAUUGCUGCUGUGAUGAAAAGCCACUGAAAUAAAUAAAAGAAGCAGAUUUUAUUGAACAUCGGUCUCUUCAGAUCUUCUAUGUGCAGUGAAUGCUUAAGCCUAUAACCUGAUAUGGAAAUAAACUUAAGUGAUGAUAAAACAGGAUGAUUUAUUGCACAUAAGUAGGUGUGCUGGAAACCUGUGUAUGAAAAUGAAUACCAUAUGGGUGGACAACAUUUUUUGAACAGUAAAGUUGAUGCAGCAGUACUAAAUUGAGCCAUUAACUUAUUACCAUUUCUGUUCAUUCUUUAUUGCAAAACAUGUGAAUUGUCAGUGCUAAGUUCUGUUCUUCUCCUGUGCAGUAUGAAAAUAAGUGUGUCUAUAAGUUUGAUCGAACAGGACAUAAGUACUAACUUUAAGUGAUGCCCCCGAAAUGUGGAAGGAACUGCUGCUAUGGUUACUUCAAUGCUGUUAUUAAAGUCACAUAUUAAAUAAUUCUACUUCUGUUGUUCCUUUUCACAUUAUCAAUGCUCUUUCCUGCAGUGGCUGAUUAAUUUGAGGAUGAUUUCCAAAACGAAUACACCCAAAUGUCCCCAGUUUGUUUUGACAUGAUGGUGAGCUAGGAUGGUGUAUUGAACUAAAGCAGGAUUUGAAUCUUCCCUUGGUAAUUGAAACCCAUUGGGUGACUUUGAGCAAGUCACACCCUCUCAGCCUCAGAGGAAGGCAAUGGCAGAAAACCCCCAUGAUAGAUUAUUCUUAGGUCACCAUAAGUUAGAACAAAAACAUAUUUUAAUAUGAGUUCCUUUAAUAUGGGGCUGUACUAAUUCUACAUCUGUAGUAGCUUUGUUGUAAGCAAUCCAGAUUUGGUUUUUGUUCUGAAUCUGGUUUCAUUCUGCUCUGAAGUAAUGUGUUCUAGAUUUUAUUAUUUUAAUUUGAAUAAAAGCAUCUCAAAGCAUCUGGGAAAAUCAAUUUCUAGACUAGUUAUGCAUUUGUUAUUCUUUCCUGCUGUAUUAGUAUAGUACAUCUCAGCAUAUUUCUUGCCUAAGAAAACCCUAUGAAAUUCAUGGGGUUGCCAUGAGCCAACAAGCAACGUGAAGAGAGAGAGACACACACACACACUCUAGUUAUGAUCUUGUUUACUGGGUUUCUAGCAUAGAAGCCCAUCACGGUGAAUAAGUAAAGCUUUAUCUUCUAGUAUUAGAUGUUCAUUUAGAACAGGAUUCAUACAAGUUCUCCAGGACCAGGAGCAUUUCCAGGUCUAAAUACAGCACCAGAGCAAACUGUUGGAAUUCAGUAUGAACACAACCUUUGUAUACAAAAUCCCAGGCUCAUGCCAGCAAGACAGCACAGCUUGUUGUUUUCAUCAGAGCUGUGGCAUAAAUGAGCAGAAAUUCAUCACAUUUUUCCUCUGUGGUAUGGGCAAGGGGGUUAAUGUUUUCCCCAGGAGACAGAAAGGUGGAGGAGAUGGGAUGGAGGCUGUGUGUGUGCUUUAAUGAGACAGCUACAGUCUUAGAUGAAACUUGGAAGGAGUAAGGCACAUAAACAAAUGAAUAUCACGAUUCUGCUUCAUUGUUUAGACAGUACUUUAGCUACUGAGCUUGAAGUACUCAAGACAUACAGGACGAUUGCAAAAAAAUGAGUUCAUUGCUUUUAUGGCCUGAGAAGAGAUAGUAAAAAAAAAUGUGUCAGACAUAAAUAUUACAGUAGUAAAUUCUUUUUUCAAAAAUCAAAUUUUUAACUCCUGUCAAACAUUUAAAAACUCAACACAUGAGAUAUGCAACAAUUUUGAAGAUUACGCAGAAACACUGUCUGGAACUGUUCAUUACUUGAAAGAACACAAAUAUAUUGACCUAUACAAUGUGUAUGUAUCAUCCUCUGACCUAUGAUUCCACUUAUUGAUAGAAUCCAUGCAUAGACUUACGACAAGUGGACUUGCCAUGAAGAUUUGUUUUAAAUCUUUACCCACUUUAAUAUAGGGGGAAACAAAACAAUUGUGUUUUAAGAGUCCUUGAAGUUACAGAAUGUCCAUACAUGUUACUAAUGUAAUCUUCCAACAUUACCACAUAAGAAUUAAGGGUUAAAGGUGAGAUGACAAUUUUAUGUGCCCAAGGCUGCUCUAAAUAUCCUCAAAUGAGUGUAUAGGUGUGUAUGUAAGGUCUCGUUUCAAUAAGAACAACAAUAAACUGCUAAAAGUGUUCAAGUCACUUCUAUAUUCCUGCCUCAAAUGCCUUUUGCACACCUGAUAUUACCAAACUACAAAUCCCAGGAUUCCAUAGCAUUCAGCUAUGGCAGCUAAAGUGGUGUCAAACUGCAUCCAUUCUACAGUGUAGAUGCCCUUGGGUCAAACUGGAACCUUCCUCCCACCUUUAUGAUUGGAGUUUUUUCCCCUUUUUUUAAACAUGUCUUUAGGCUGGUCUUAAAAGCAGACACUUAUUAUGGUGAUCUUAAAUACCGCUUUGGAAUAUAAAGCUGUUUUCAGGUUUAAUUACGAGAUUUCUGUUUAUGUCUCUUUGCUAAUGUCAUAUGUAUUUAAGCACUGUUUUUAUAUUUUGAAAAUCAAUAUAGAAUUUGCUCCUGUAUCUGUAAACAUAUUGGCAGAGCAUGCCAUCUAGAGGAGAAAAGUGCACCAGUACUGUUUCUUCACCUGAUGCUGGUUUCUGUUUCGUAAAACAAAUACCAUUUUAAAAGAUCACUAAAUAAAAAGCUCAAAGAAGUGA
Anolis carolinensis (green anole) is the source of this 3845-nucleotide messenger RNA. It is a transcript of the gene emc2, whose product is annotated as ER membrane protein complex subunit 2. The transcript has 11 exons. Gene Ontology annotation, cellular component: EMC complex. NCBI's taxonomy places the organism in Eukaryota, Metazoa, Chordata, Lepidosauria, Squamata, Anolidae. The record is from RefSeq and is a predicted model, not a curated record. The coding region runs from base 92 to 985 and encodes 297 amino acids. Gene Ontology annotation, biological process: protein folding in endoplasmic reticulum. Gene Ontology annotation, molecular function: protein binding.